AAAGAGAGUCACGAACGGCCCUGAAAAUAAAGGUACUAUAGUUUAGUUGAAGCGUACAUUGGGUAAGGGAGAAGGUCAGGCCAAAGGGGAAAAAUUACAGAGCAAGAGCUUAGGGUUUUCCAUAUCUCAAUCUUCAUCUUUGAUUUCUCAGGUUGUGAAUUGGGCGUUGAGUGAUGAUGGAUGACCUAUUUGAUUCUGCGGUGAAUUUCGAGGAGGUCCAUUUUAAGAAAGGCUAUGAUGAAGGCUACAGCCAUGGCCUCGUUGCUGGCAAGGACGAGGGGAAGCAGGUUGGGCUCAAAAUCGGUUUUGAGGUUGGUGAGGAACUUGGCUUCUACAGCGGCUGUAUCCAUAUCUGGACAUCUGCCAUACAGAUCGAUCCGAGAUGCUUCUCCUCUCGGGCCAAAACUGCCAUCGCCCAGAUGAAGGACUUGAUUCAAAAAUACCCUUUGAUGGAUCCGGAAGAUCUACAAGUACAAGAGAUUAUGGAUAGCCUCAGACUCAAGUUCAAGAUGAUUUGUUCUUUGCUGCAUGUCAAGCUCCACUAUAAUGGCUAUCCUGCUGAGGCCAAUGACACUCAAUUUUGAACCACAGUUUGGCUUUUACUAUGUUUCCAAAACGGGAAGAGAUCCUCUCCAGUGCAUUUUUUGUCCGGUGAAAUCUCAGCCCCACUUCUUGUAAUCAGUGCAGUUCUAAUCAUUAAAAAGAAAUGAAUGGUGUGGAUGUGCACUAGACCUCCUCCAAUGAAAACUUCACAUUAGAGAAUCCAUGUCCGGCAAAAAAUAAAAGUUAGGGUUGAGUUAUACAAUGGUUAAAGUUGGAUAUGUAAGUUGCAGUAUUGAGUACUUAACCUUAGGUAUGAUUAAUAUUUAUGGUUCAUGUUUAUAACAUAUUGGCCUCUUAGCUUUAUCCUGUUGGAUAAAAACAAAGAAUGAAAUUGUUACUUCUUUGACAUACAUACUUAGAGAUGAUUUUUGCA
This is a messenger RNA of Medicago truncatula (barrel medic), 976 nucleotides long. RefSeq names its product protein LTO1 homolog. The transcript has 2 exons. The record is from RefSeq and is a predicted model, not a curated record. The coding region runs from base 174 to 584 and encodes 136 amino acids. Lineage: Eukaryota; Viridiplantae; Streptophyta; Magnoliopsida; Fabales; Fabaceae.